Linepithema humile (Argentine ant) is the source of this 2364-nucleotide messenger RNA. RefSeq names its product phosphogluconate dehydrogenase (gene Pgd). The record is from RefSeq and is a predicted model, not a curated record. Gene Ontology annotation, biological process: pentose-phosphate shunt, oxidative branch; pentose-phosphate shunt. Gene Ontology annotation, cellular component: cytosol. Lineage: Eukaryota; Metazoa; Arthropoda; Insecta; Hymenoptera; Formicidae. Gene Ontology annotation, molecular function: phosphogluconate dehydrogenase (decarboxylating) activity; NADP binding.
AGUUAACCUAGUGAGAAAAACAAUUAGAGAUUCGAGGAUUCAACAUUCUGGAUAGAAGCCGCUAUUAGUCAGAAUUCAACUUAUGACAAUAUCUCUGUUCUCGAAAGAAAUUCGCAACAACCGUUUGGGAUAUGGCUGAGACUCCUGAUUAGAUAAUCCUUACGUUCUUACGUCACGAAACCGCAAUACGGCACGUGUAGUAUCGCUGCAUCAUCGUUAUAACAAAUUUUGCCGAUGGCGACGUGGUUUUGAACAUUGCUGAUCUUGCGCGCUUGGCGAUUGGCUCGCGACAUAUCAGCUGACACAGCGAACUACAUCGUCCGAACACACGUCCUCUAACAAGUUGAAAGGCACGACCACUUGUUGCUCUUCGAGUUUGCUUUACAAAAAUUUCUUUCAGCUUUACAUUAAUUACGUUUUGUCAUCGAUUACAACUGUAGAUCAUCCACAAAAAUGAGUAAACCGGUAGCAGAUAUUGCCCUUAUCGGCUUGGCAGUCAUGGGACAGAAUUUAAUUUUGAACAUGAAUGAUCACGGAUUUGUUGUAUGUGCAUAUAAUCGUACCACAGACAAAGUCAAGUCCUUCCUUGAAAAUGAAGCCAAGGGUACGAAAGUGGUUGGCGCUUAUAGCUUGGAGGAGAUGAUCAGUAAACUGAAGAGUCCAAGGAUAGUAAUGUUGCUAGUUAAAGCUGGUGCAGCAGUAGACGCAUUUAUCGCAAAAUUAGAACUUCUCUUGUCUCCUGGAGAUAUUAUUAUCGAUGGUGGCAAUUCAGAAUAUCAAGAUACCGAGAGACGUACCAAGGACUUGGAGCGGAAAGGAUUACUUUUUGUGGGCAGUGGAGUGAGUGGAGGAGAGGACGGUGCCAGAUAUGGACCCUCCUUGAUGCCUGGUGGCAAUCCUAAAGCGUGGCCGCAUAUUAAAAAUAUUUUCCAAUCGAUAGCCGCGAAAGCGGACGGAGAGCCGUGUUGCGAUUGGGUCGGCGAGACCGGCGCGGGACACUUCGUCAAGAUGGUGCACAACGGCAUUGAAUACGGCGAUAUGCAAAUUAUCUGCGAAGCGUAUCACCUGAUGCGCAGCGGCCUGCAGCUCACUCAGGGAGAGAUGAGCGCGGUGUUCGACGAGUGGAAUAAGAGCGAGCUGGAUUCGUUCCUGAUCGAGAUCACGCGGGAUAUACUUAAGUAUAAGGACGAGAAGGGCCACUUGCUCGAGCGUAUCAGAGACACCGCCGGCCAGAAGGGUACCGGCAAGUGGACGGCGAUCGCCGCGCUGGAUUACGGCGUGCCGGUCACGCUGAUCGGCGAAUCGGUGUUCUCCAGAUGCUUGUCCGCGUUGAAAAGUGAGCGCGUGGAGGCGAGUGCAAUACUGUCCGGCCCGGAUCCGGUGUACAAGGGCGACAAGAAACAAUUCCUCGAGGACUUGCGGAAGGCUCUAUACGCCGCAAAAAUCAUCUCAUAUGCGCAGGGCUUCAUGCUGUUGAGAGAAGCCGCCAAGGUCCACAAUUGGAACUUGAAUUACGGCGGAAUAGCGCUCAUGUGGCGCGGUGGAUGUAUUAUAAGAAGCGCAUUCUUAGGAAAUAUAAAAGCGGCGUAUGACAAAAAUCCCAAGUUAUCCAACUUGUUGUUGGACGACUUCUUUGCUAAGGCUAUGGAUGUGUGUCAUCGGAGUGCCAGAGUAGUAGUAAGCGCAGCUGUAACAAUGGGUAUACCAACUCCCGCCCUGUCGACGGCUCUGGCCUUCUACGACGGGUUCAGAACCGCCCGAUUACCGGCGAACUUGCUGCAGGCUCAACGGGACUAUUUUGGCGCCCAUACAUAUGAACUACUCGGCCAGGAAGGUAAAUUCGUCCACACCAACUGGACCGGACACGGAGGAAAAGUGUCCGCUUCCACAUAUGACGCGUAAACUCGCAGAAUUUUGCAAUUGUGACUUGAUAACAUACGCGUGAAACAAUUACUAGAAAAAAAAUGUGACAAUACAGUGUGAUACAGGUAAUUUACGAAUUCUAGUAAUUUAAUGUAUGUGAUAGCUACCUAGCUGUGACACGAGUGAAUAAUUCAACAUGCGUGAUUCCAUAAGUAUACUAAAAGUUUAAUAUAAAACACCAUUAAAAAAGAUAUAUCUUUUAUAUCUUACAUCUUCUAAUAUCUCUUCUUUUUCAUGCUCUCUUUUUUUCAGAAAAAUAUACAGGAUGUUAACAAAUAGUCCACUCUGUAUAUCUAUAACAUUUAACGUAUAUCUAUAACAUUAAACGUUUGUUACAGAAAAGAUGUAUAUUUUGGAUUGUUGUUGUACAUCGAUACUUUAUCUAUGAAGAAAUAUAUAUAUAUAUGGAUGAGGAUAAAUAACAAGAUAUUUUCCACCAAA